This is a messenger RNA of Juglans regia (Persian walnut), 2579 nucleotides long. Its product is annotated as probable inactive receptor kinase At4g23740. Bases 448 to 2355 code for a protein of 635 amino acids. Gene Ontology annotation, molecular function: protein binding; ATP binding; protein kinase activity. Gene Ontology annotation, biological process: protein phosphorylation. The transcript has 3 exons. The record is from RefSeq and is a predicted model, not a curated record. NCBI's taxonomy places the organism in Eukaryota, Viridiplantae, Streptophyta, Magnoliopsida, Fagales, Juglandaceae.
GGUCAUGCGUUACAAAGAAAAACAAAAUUAUCAUGGAAAUUGAAAGUACUUUGGCUUGAUGAUUUUCUAAUGGUUUCUUAUUUCCCGCGGGGCAUGUCAUGCUGCUUCAUACGCAAGCAAAUACCAGCUCAUUGCCAUCAUCAUUUGCGACGUCCCUGUGUGGAACUUUCCCUGCUUACUGUUUCUGAAAGCCCAAGAAAUGCAGCUACCUUCCAUUUCAUUGCUUCUGGGUUAAUACUCGAUAGGUAGAAUUUUCUCUUUUAGAGAGAGCUGAACCUGUGAAUAUUUGGUCGGGGAGUGGGAGACUAGAGAUGCUGUUUGUUCAUAUCUUCAGCAAGUUUGGUCUUUUUUGGAGCCAGCAAAUGUGAGCAAAUUUUGCGGACAGUUUCAUUUUAACUGCAAAUUUGCUUUGCUUGACCACUUGGGUCUGUAACUCCGACAGAGAAAAUGAGCAGGAAAUCUGAGGACCUCUUGUUCAUUUUCUUGACAAUUUUCUUGUUUGGAACAUUUUUCUCGCACGUUGCCUCCGACCCGGUUGAGGAUAAACAAGCAUUGCUCGAUUUCCUUGGGAAUAUCUCGCACAUGCACCAUCUCAAUUGGAAUGAGAACUCUUCGGUAUGCACAAGCUGGACAGGAGUGUCCUGUAACAAAGAUCACUCCAGAGUCAUAGCGCUCAGAUUGCCAGAUGCUGGCUUACAAGGUCCAAUUCCACCAAACACUCUCAGUCGCCUAUCGACAAUUCAGAUUUUAAGCUUCAGAUUGAAUUCGAUAUCAGGUCCUUUUCCUUCUGAUUUCUCCAAGUUCUUAAACUUGACUUCUCUUUAUCUUCAACACAACAAGUUCUCCGGCCCCUUGCCUUCAGAUUUCUCAGUUUGGAAGAAUCUUACAAUCAUUGAUUUCUCAAACAAUGGCUUUAAUGGGAGAAUACCUUCUUCAAUUUCAAAUUUAACUCACCUCUUUGCAUUGAGUCUUGCUAACAACUCCUUUUCGGGUGAAAUUCCUGAUCCUGAUAUUCCUAGUUUGCAACACCUAAAUCUAGCCAACAAUAGGCUUGAUGGAAGUGUGCCCAAAACCCUUCAAAGAUUUCCAAGUUCUGCAUUCUCUGGUAACAAUCUUACGAUGGAAAAUGCUUUUCCGGUUCAAUCACCUAAUGCUCAACCAUCAAAGAAAGCAAGAAAACUUAGUAGACAAGCAAUAUUGGGAAUAGCAAUCGUCGGUAUUGUUCUGGUGUUUGUGGUUAUUGCCGUUAUAUUGAUGUUGUGCUCCUCAAAAAGAGAGGUAAGUGAGGUUCCAAAGAAGCGAAAAAAGAAGGAAGCCUCUCUAAAGAAAGUGGUUUCUGAGAGACGAGACAAUGAUGAGAAGCUUGUCUUCUUUGAAGGAAAUAAUCUUGCAUUUGAUUUGGAGGACUUGUUGAGGUCAUCUGCUGAGGUGCUUGGCAAGGGAUCAUUUGGAACAACAUAUAAGGCGGCUCUGGAGGAUGGGAAUACUGUCGUGGUGAAGAGGCUUAAAGAAGUAUGUGUGGGAAAACGUGAGUUUGUGCUUCAAAUGGAGGUGAUUGGUAGUAUUAGGCACGAAAAUGUCAGCGAGCUUAGGGCAUAUUACUAUUCAAAGGAUGAGCAGCUUGUGGUGUAUGAUUACCAUCAUCAAGGAAGUGUGUCUGCAAUGUUACAUGGAAAAAGAGGAGAGGAGGGCCGGUCUACAAUAGACUGGGAGACUCGGCUAAGAAUUGCUAUAGGUGCAGCAACAGGCAUUGCUCAUAUCCACAGACAAGAUGGUGGGAACAAACUUGUCCAUGGAAAUAUAAAAGCCUCUAACACUUUUCUCAACUCCCGAGGUUAUGGUUGUGUGUCUGAUGUUGGUUUAGCAGCAUUGAUGAGCUCAAUGUCCCCACCAAUGAGGGCUGCAGGAUAUCGAGCUCCUGAAGUAACAGACACCCGGAAAGCAUCCCAUGCAUCUGAUGUCUUCAGUUUUGGUGUGUUGUUGCUUGAGCUUCUUACUGGAAAGUCACCUGUACACAACACAGGUGGUCAAGAGGUCGUUCACUUAGUCAGGUGGGUGAAUUCUGUGGUUAGGGAGGAAUGGACAGCAGAAGUGUUUGAUGUAGAACUCUUGAGGUAUCCCAAUAUAGAGGAGGAAAUGGUAGAGAUGUUACAAAUAGGGUUGGCUUGUGUUGUGAGAAUGCCAGAGGAGCGACCAAAAAUGCAGGAUGUAGUGAAAUUGAUGGAAGAAAUUCGCGGAGUGAAUACAGGUAAGCGGCCAUCAGCUGAGCUAGAGCCAGAAAUAUCAACCCCAUCGCCAAUUAUAGCUGAGAUUGGAUCCUCCUCUGUCAUGGGAUCCUCAUUGGCUACACCAUGAGAUUCUUUUGUGCUAGUUAUUAAUUCAGUUCUAUCUUUUCCAUUUCAGUUUCAGAAUUGGUUAGAAAAAGAAAUGGCCAAAAUCAAUUGAUAUUUGUGUGACUUAAAUCCUAUGAAAGACUUGAUGUUAGGAUUUAUUGUAGCUAAAUUAUCCAGCGUAGCUUAAUGUUUGGCAUACUUGCUUGGCUAUUGUAUUUUUCUUGAAUAGAACUGAAGUAUAUUUGU